This is a messenger RNA of Pieris rapae (cabbage white), 2840 nucleotides long. It is a transcript of the gene pelo, whose product is annotated as protein pelota. Lineage: Eukaryota; Metazoa; Arthropoda; Insecta; Lepidoptera; Pieridae. Gene Ontology annotation, cellular component: cytoplasm. Gene Ontology annotation, biological process: nonfunctional rRNA decay; RNA surveillance; ribosome disassembly. The transcript is spliced from 7 exons. The coding region runs from base 172 to 1332 and encodes 386 amino acids. The record is from RefSeq and is a predicted model, not a curated record.
GUUAUUAGGUUGUGAUGAUAUUAUUAUUACAGUUGUAGCAAUUUUUUAAAUAUUUUGCGAAAUGCAAUGAAAACUAAAGUUAUUCUUGAAUAUAUUAGCUUGAGUAAUUGCAGUAAUAAAAAAUGAAUAAAUUUAUUUAUUAGUCCCCUUAGAUAAUUAAAUAAAAUAAAGAUGAAGUUAGUGUUUAAAAACAUUGAAAAAGAUGGCAGUGGAAGCAUCGGUCUUAUAUCGGAGGAAUCUGAAGAUAUGUGGCAUGCUUACAACCUUAUAGCUGAAGGUGAUUCUGUUACUGCGUCGACCGUAAGAAAAGUCCAAAAUGAGUCGUCGACGGGCUCUUCGACAAGCAGUAGAGUUCGAACUACGCUAACUAUAACCGUGGAAAAUAUUGAUUUCGAUACACAAGCAUGUGUUCUUCGUUUGAAAGGCCGGAAUAUAGUUGAGAAUCAAUAUGUGAAGAUGGGGGCAUACCACACAUUAGACUUGGAAUUGAAUAGGAAAUUUACAUUGCGAAAGCUACAAUGGGAUUCUGUAGCCUUAGAGAGAGUAGAUAUGGCCUGUGAUCCAGCAACCUCGGCGGAUGUUGCAGCAGUGGUAAUGCAAGAGGGCUUAGCUCAUGUAUGCCUAAUUACAUCAUCAAUGACAUUAGUCAGAUCAAAAAUUGAUAUAACAAUACCUAGGAAGCGGAGAGGCUUCACACAACAGCAUGAAAAGGGACUUGCUAAAUUUUAUGAAGCUGUAAUGCAAGGUAUACUCAGGCAUAUUGACUUUAGUGUUGUCAAAUGCAUAAUUAUUGCAUCCCCCGGAUUUGUUAAGGAUCAAUAUUAUGACUACAUGAUGCAACAAGCUAUAAAAACUGAUAAUAAGCUUCUUAUUGAAAAUAAAUCAAAAUUCUUGUUGGUCAAGGCUUCAUCGGGAUUUAAACAUUCUCUAAAAGAAGUUUUACAAGAGCCAUCAGUAAUGGCCAAGAUAUCAGACACAAAAGCAGCGAGUGAAGUUAAAUUGCUGGAGGGUUUCUACACAAUGCUGCAAUUGGAGCCGGCAAAGGCAUUUUAUGGAAAGAAGGAUGUUAUGAGAGCAAAUGAGGCUUUAGCAAUUGAAACACUCAUGAUUUCAGAUAAAUUAUUUAGGUGUCAAGACAUUCAGAAGCGUAAAGAAUAUGUUGGUCUGGUGGACUCGGCCAGAGACAAUGGUGCUGAUGUCAGGAUAUUUUCUAGCAUGCAUGUUUCUGGUGAACAGUUGGAUCAACUAACUGGAGUAGCAGCUAUUUUACGUUUUCCAAUGCCCGAGCUCGAAGACAGUGAUGCUGAAUAUGAUAACUCAGAUUCUGAUUAAUCUUGGGUUCUGCCAACAUUGACAUUUUAAUAUGCAGAGGAUUUUCGUGUUAGCCAUGCCUGCUACGAUUUCAUACAUUUUCUUGAUUUGACAUUUACUAUUCGAUUUAACUUAUUCGUACAGUUUAUGAAGUCGACUAAUAAUUAUUGUAUGGGUAUAUUAUUAGGGCUUUAGUUAUUUGGAGCUAACAGGUUCUGAUAAAAAAGCGUUCUCUAGUAAUUUAUUAUUGAAUAUUUUUUAUUACAGGAACCUAAAUAUGAACCCUAGAUUUCGACUGGAUUAGAUAGACAUUGCUAGGCCAAUUUUAAAGUUAGUGAGAAUUAUAGUUUUGAAUGUCCUUAGCUUAUUAAAAUGUUAAAUGUCUAAGGAUAUUAUUGGCUGUUAAGUUAUGAGUAAGACAAAAAUAUUUGCUUUUAAUAUUUAUUUAUUGUUAAAAUAAUGAAACUAUAGUUGUACCAUACUGUCUUUUACUUGGUUUAUAACGCAAUUGCCGUAAAUAGAAUUUUCUCUAUAUCCCAGAUAGAAAUAUAAACAGCUUUAAUUGGUACUCUGUCUUCUAGUAUUGAAUCGCGUAAUUCAAAGGUUGCCAUAUAUAUGAAAAAACUUCCAUACAUUGUUGGGAACAGUAUCUCUAUUGAAAAUUAGGCCCGGCGCACAUUAUCGGCAUCGAAAAGGGAUCUUUCAGCAUGCAAGCGCACAUUGUCGGAAAAUAUGUCUUGGCAUGCUGCAACGUUCUUAGGGAUGACGAGGCGUCCUUAAGCAUGCUGAGGCGUCCCAAUAUCUAUUUUUCUUCAAAACAAAGAGUCUCAGAGUUGUUACAAGUUAGUGGCCUGAGUUGUAUUUAAUAUGGUGAAUUGGGAUCUAGUGCUUAUAGCAGCUCUUGCUGAAGAAGAGAAAUCUAAUCAAUCAAGGAGAAGAUUUUGGGUGAACAGCCUUUAGAAGCAACGGUAUACGUCUGGUGAAUUCAACAAUUUAUUCAAUGAUUUGCGUUGAUGAAUUUAACACGGCGGGCGAUGGCGUACCGAAGUAUUUUUUUAUAUAAUAAAGGGGCAAACGAGUGUGUGGGACACCCAAAAAGGCAGUCAUCGCAGCCCAUAGAUACCCAUCUUUAGUGGGUGCGUUGCCGGCCUUAAAAAAAGUAUCCCAAAGCUGCCGAAGCGGUAUUUUUGUUACUAUAUAUCAUGGAAUAUUCUACUUUAUUGCUAUGAAGCUAAUGUAUAAUUCUUUUUAUCACCUCAGCCGUUCCGAUGCCGAAAAUGAGCGCUGGGCCUCAGUGUACGAACGUUGGCUCGUACUAUAUACGCGUAUUUAUAAGAUACAUUGUCUAAUUUUAUAUUUAUUUUAUCAGAUCUUAUGUUGUUAAUUAUUGACAUGUUUUAACAUAGAUAAUUGUAAAUAUAUUGACACUGAAGUGUGAUAUUAUAAAAUUCCGUUUUACUGUAGUUAGAAAAAUUUAAUUUCUGUAUAUAAUCUAAUAGUUUUUGUUAUUAAUACAAAUCAAGCUUUUA